GUAGAAUUCCUCUCUUACUGUACAGGGAACAUCCAGGUUUUUCCGUUUUGUUUGUUUUUUUACUCUACGGCCUACUGAUGUAAGUUGAGCUGUUUGUGCUGAUGUGAUAAAGUAAGAUUAAGAUGGCGACAGUAGCUACAGCUCUGGACUCUGCUGCUGGCCCCUCCUCUAGUACAGCUGAUUCCACUUUCAGGAUCUUGAUGUUGGGGAGAUCUAAAUCUGGAAAAAGCUCAUCAGGAAACACAAUACUGGGAUCAAAGUUGUUCAGCAGUCCAAAAGUUUCCAAAGAGCAAGUUACGAAAACUUGUGUUUUAGGAACCUGUCUUGUUGCAGAAAGGAAAGUGUGUGUGAUUGACACCCCAGACCUGCUCAAUCCAGAUCUCAUAUCAGAUGAGCUCCACCGAGAGAAAGAUAAACUGGUGUCUCUUUGUCAGUCUGGACUUCAUGCUGUUCUGCUUGUGGUUCCUAUCGGAGAAGAGUUGCAGAAUGAGGAGGAGAUGCUGGAGUUCAUUAAACAAUUGCUAGGACCAAACAUUCAGAAAUUUAUCAUAGUGCUCUUCACGAGAGGAGACGACCUAGAGGAGGACGAGACGAUCGAGCAGCAUAUUCAAAAUAAGGAAGACGUGAAACAGCUGAUAGAGAGGUGCUGUGGACAUUUUCAUGUUUUUAACAACAGACAAUCAGUUAAACAUCAGGUUACAGAACUACUGGACAAGAUCAAUAAAUUAGUGAAGAAUAAUGGAGGAAGUUUCGUACUGGGUCAGAAUAGGAGGAAAAGCAUGGAACAGCCCAUAGGUUUGUCAGAGGACACAAGCAUUGUGCCACAGCAGCAUCCUGAGAGAAAAGAGCAGCGAAGGCUGGUACUUUUGGGCAAAACUGGAGCAGGAAAGAGUGCUACAGGAAACACAAUUGUGGGUAGAAAUGUGUUUGCAUCUGAUGUAAGUUCAUCUUCUCAAACACGAGAGUGCAGCUCUGAAAAAAUAGAGAGGGACAAUAAACAGAUAAUCGUCAUCGACACACCUGGACUGUUUGACACCAAACUCACCCAUGAAGAGACCAUUAAAGAUAUUGUAAAAUGCAUGACUUAUUCAUCUCCAGGUCCUCAUGCCAUCCUCAUAGUGAUCAGAAUUGGACGGUUUACACCAGAGGAGAAGGAGACAGUGAAGCAGAUCAAAGAGCUUUUUGGUGCUAAUGUAGAAAGAUUCACAAUGAUCCUCUUCACCUGCAAGGAUGAGUUAGAAAAUAAAAAACCAAGAAAAACCAUUCAACAGUACUUGGAUGAAGGUGACCCGGAGCUGAAAGCUCUUGUGGAGAGCUGUGGAAACCGAUUCUACUGCGUGAACAACAAUGCAUCCAGCUAUCCACAGGUUAGAGAUUUAAUGGGUAAAAUAGAAUUGAUGGUGGCUGAAAAUGAAGGAAACCAUUUCACUGAGGAAUCAUUUCAAGAUAUCGAACAAACACUUGUGGAAAUUCAGAAUGAGAAGCUGCAGGAGAAACUGAAGUUGUACAAUCAGGAAGGAAAGAAUCAGUCUGAGUGGCAGAAAAUUUACUGGAGUCUACUGGAAGAGUCACGAUCUGAAGCUCAAGUGAUCCUAAUUUCUGAUAUGUAUAUUGGUGCACUUGCGAAAUUGUUUAGAAAGAUACAUGUGACAUCAGAGGAGAGAGAGAGCGCAAUUAAGGCAGCAGAGAGCAAAGGGAUAAACAGGAGAAAGGCAGCGAGAGCGGCCAUUAAAGCCACAAGUAAACUAGCCAGACAGAAGAUGUGUGCCCAUCAGUAAAAUGAUACAUGGACAGAACUUCAUUUAUUUAACAUCACAUUUCAGAUCAGUUUAGUUUUGGAGGAGUGUCUCCUUCCUUGUCAAGGAGCCUUUCAGGUUAUGUCAAUAUCAGUCUUGUUCUACUGUAGAUAUGGAUACUUUUUAACUGUUUCCUAGAGUGUCCUCACAAGCCCCUUUCCUGCUGUUCUAGAAUUUAUUUGCAUGUUUUGUAAUGAGCAGUAUGAUGGCUGUUUGAUUCCAUGGUGUAUACUUGCAUAGUAUUCUUUGUACAGAUGAAUGUGGGACCUUCAGGCAUUUAUAAAUUGAACCCAGACUUGAGGAGGUCCACAUUAUGUUUUCUUAAGCUACCUUGGCUGGGAUCAUCAUUCACGGGCUUACAGCCUGCUCUAAAACUUUUGCACAAUUCUAAUAUUUUACUGCGGCUAAGAUUCUGUACUGUGUAAGAUACGGUUUACUGUGCUUAAAGUCUUUUGUAAAUCUCA
This is a messenger RNA of Clarias gariepinus (North African catfish), 2260 nucleotides long. RefSeq lists its product as uncharacterized. Gene Ontology annotation, molecular function: GTP binding. The coding region runs from base 123 to 1778 and encodes 551 amino acids. Lineage: Eukaryota; Metazoa; Chordata; Actinopteri; Siluriformes; Clariidae. The record is from RefSeq and is a predicted model, not a curated record. The transcript is spliced from 4 exons.